Messenger RNA from Oncorhynchus mykiss (rainbow trout), 4862 nucleotides. RefSeq names its product kinesin-like protein kif7. Gene Ontology annotation, cellular component: microtubule associated complex. Lineage: Eukaryota; Metazoa; Chordata; Actinopteri; Salmoniformes; Salmonidae. Gene Ontology annotation, biological process: microtubule-based movement; mitotic spindle organization; spindle elongation. Gene Ontology annotation, molecular function: microtubule binding; ATP binding; microtubule motor activity. The record is from RefSeq and is a predicted model, not a curated record.
CACGCUCAGCACAUUACUUUGGACGGGUUGUGAAUAGAUACAGUACAGCUACGAACGGAAGUGACUUUUCAUAGUACGCUAGUAGAGGAUUUUAGCUAACCCUUUUCCUAACCUAAUUAUCCUAACCUGCUACGAAAAAGUAACUUACGGUCAUGGAUGUAUACCCAAAUAUAUGUUCUAUCUGUGCCACCACAUAGUCGAAACCCUUUGGACGAGCAUCUGUUAGUGUUUACUGAAUGACAUCACUUCAUCCAAACAUUCCCUGCAACUCUCAAAUCUCUCUGCUGGAGGGUAAUGGAUUGGAAGAUGUAAAGAUAAAGUUUUCAGAUGUCCUGUCUAAGAUGAUUGAACUCACAAACCAGAAACCCUGAAGGGACUCCUGGACCCCUGACAGCUAGCCCAGCCUGUCAGCGAUGUCUCCCAAAGUUCCUGGCCAUGGCAGGUCGGAGGACAUGGCGGUGCAGGUCGCUGUUCGAGUGCGCCCCCUGCUGCCCAAGGAGCUGCUGCACAGACACGAGAGCUGCAUGACGGCUGACCCUGAGCAGCGCAGGGUCACUCUGGGUCACGACCGACACUUCCAUUGUGACUUCCUGUUUGAGGAGAACAGCUGCCAGGAGGAGGUGUACGCUGUGUGUGUCCAGCCCCUCAUAGAGGCCUUCUUUCAGGGUUUCAACGCCACUGUCUUCGCCUAUGGACAGACAGGCUCUGGCAAGACAUACACUAUUGGAGAGGCCAACAUUUCUUCCUUUAGGGAUGAGGAGCAGGGCAUCGUCCCCAGGGCUGUGGCUGAGGUCUUCAAGCUGCUAGAUGAGAAUGACCUCAGUGACUUCUCUGUCCGAGUGUCAUACCUGGAGGUGUACAAGGAGGACUUCAGGGACCUGCUGGAGGUGGAGACAUCCAGCAAGGACAUCCACAUCAGAGAGGAUGACAAGGGCAACAUUGUGCUGUGCGGGGUGAAGGAGUGUGAGGUGGAGGGGCUGGACGAGGUGCUGAGCCUGCUGGAGUCUGGCAACACAGCCAGACACACAGGCGUCACCCAGAUGAAUCCCCACUCCAGCCGCUCACACACCAUCUUCAGCGUGCACAUGGACCAGCGCCGCGGCGGCUCCCAGGCCCAUGGUAACCCCACCACGGGCACUGGGCCUCACAUCUUCUCCUCUAAGUUCCACUUUGUGGACCUGGCAGGGUCGGAGAGGAUCCUCCGCACAGGGAACACAGGGGAGAGGCUGAAGGAGAGCAUCCAGAUCAACAGUGGCCUACUGGCCCUGGGGAAUGUCAUAGGAGCCCUGGGAGACCCCAAGAGGAGAGGCACCCAUAUACCAUACAGGGACUCCAAAAUCACCAGGAUCUUGAAAGAUUCUCUGGGAGGAAACGCCAAAACACUAAUGAUUGCAUGCAUCAGCCCCUCCUCUGCGGACUUUGACGAGAGCCUGAACACACUGAACUACGCCAAGCGGGCCCGCAACAUCCAGAACCGGGCCACGGUGAACUGCCGAGGAGAGCCGGACCGUGUGGAGGGGCUGGAGCAGCAGAUCCGGGCGCUCCGCAGGGCCCUAGAGAACCGUCAACGCUCAGAGACCCGUAUCAUCGCCCGCUUGGACCCAGACAAGCGGUCGCGCCCAGGAGAGGGAGAGAUCAUCAGACUGCAAGCCCAGAGUGCCCACUACAGGACCUGCACUGACACUGCAUACAGGUUGCUGUGUGAGCUGCAGGGUGAGGGGACACUGUCUGCGGAGCAAGUCCUGAGGGUGAAGGACUGGCUGUGUUCUGUGGAGGAAGAACGCAGCGGCCUGACCACUGCCUCAGGACCUGACAGCGGCAUCGAGAGCAGCUCCACCGAAGACACCUCCGCUCUGAGGAGGGGGAGGGCUGCUGUCAAGAACCAGGAGGCAGAGAGUGGUGGAGAGGAGUUGGGCCGUGAGAGGGAGGAGAGUGUGGCUCAGCUCCAGAGUGAUAAGCUGCAGGAGCAGCAGGAUGUGAUAGUGGAGCUGCAGUGUCUGCUCUCAAGGCCAGGUGUACCCGGGCUAGGAUUACUCCUGACACCACGCCCCCACACCGCCCCCCAGGGCUCCAUGCGCCACUCCCACAAUGGACUCACCAACAGACAGGUUGGUCCACUGGGCUGUGUGGAGAGCAGCUCGUUUGGUGACCAGAUCCAGUGUGGUUAUGGUCAAUCUUCUCAUGACCACGAGGACCUGGGAGGGGGAGAGGUGAAGGACUCUGAGGAGGAGGACACUUACGUCAACAUGAGCCAUGACAGACGGAAACACGUGAAUCUGACUUGGACUAAGAGAGAUAUCAUGGGUGGAUCAGCACCUGGAGGGAGAGGUCUCCUGUCUCAGCUGCCUAGGCUGCCUCCCUCUGAACAAUUCUCCACCAGGCGACCAUCCAACUCCAGUGUAGGGGAGAGCUCAGUGGGGCUGGGGUCAGAGUGGGGCCUGCUACAGGCCCAGCAGAAAAUCAGAGAGCUGUCUGUCACCAUCCGCAUGAAGGAGGAGCUCAUCAGAGAACUGGUUAAGACAGGUAAGGACGCCCAGGCUCUGAACAGGCAGUACACCCGUAAGAUCUCUGCCCUGGAGGGGGAAGCUGAGCAGGCCAGGCAGGAGGUCCAGGAGGCCCAGAGACAGCUUCAGGACCUGGAGAAACAUGAGAAGGAGACCAGCGGUGUCACUGACAGGACCAGGGCCCAGGAGUGUCGCAGGAAGAUAGCUGCAGCACAGAACAAAGUACAGGUCCUGAGCCAGCGUCAGAGGGACACUGCACGGCUGGCCAUGCUGUCUGCGCAGAGCGAGCGGCGUGUUUUGGAGCUGGAGCGCAGCGUGCAGGGCAUGAGGCAGCAGCAGGAGCAGCUGCAGAGACGUCUGCGACACGAGAGCCAACAGAAACGACGCCUGGAGACAGAGAUGCAGCGACGCACGCACCGAGUCAAGGAGUUGGAGAUAAAGAAUGAACAGCAGCAGAAGAUCUUGAGGAUAAAGACGGAGGAGAUUGCUGCCUUCCAGAGACAGAGACGCAGCGGCAGCAACGGCUCUGUCAUAUCACUGGAGGAGCAACUGAAGAUUGAGGAGCAGAAGCGCUGGCUGGAUGAGGAGAUGGAAAGUGUUCUGGAGCAGAGGAAAGGACUGGAGGACCUGGAGGGCGAGCUGACCAAGAGGGAACAGAUCCUAGCCAAGAAGGAGGCCCUGCUGCAGGAACGCAGUGGCCUGGAGACCAAGAGACUCCGCUCCAGUCAGGCCCUCAGUGAGGACCUGGUGACAUUGUCUGGCCGUAUCGAGUCUCUGGAGCGGGAGCUGAGUGAGAGGAAUGGCCUGCUCCGCAGCAGCAGUGCCCAGGACUCCCAGCAGAUCCGCCAGGAGAUCAACAACCUGCGCCAGGAGAAGGACACACUGCUCAAACAGAGAGUGGAGCUGGAUGACAAACUACGGCAGGGUAGUCUGCUCUCACCAGAGGAGGAGCGGUCUGUGUUCCAGCUGGACGAGGCCAUCGAGGCUCUGGACGCUGCUAUAGAGUAUAAGAACGAGGCCAUCACCCAGAGACAGAGGCAGCUGAGGGCCUCUGCCAGCAUGCUCUCCCAGUGGGAGAUGAACCUCAUGGCCAAACUCAGCUACCUGUCUGCCUCAGAGACCCGUGCACUGCUCUGCAAGUACUUUGACAAGGUGGUGUCGCUGCGGGAGGAGGAGCGUAAACUGCAGCUGGCCCUCGCAGAUCUAGAGAUGCGUGGUGAGGAGCAGUUGCAGCUGGUGCAGUGGCUGGAGAACGCUCUGGACCGCACGCAGCUCGAUACGGACCGCAGGCUCACACAGCAGCAGAAGGAGCACGAGAGGAGUGUACAGCUACUGCUGCAGCAGUGCCGAGAGCAAAUGGACGAGGGCCUGGCGGGGAGGCAGAGGCAGUACGAAGGCUGGAUCCAUAACCUCAGUAAAGAGCUCAACCACUACAAGACUGCCAACCUGGAACUGAGCAACCGGUUCAGGGAGCUGUGUGGCAACACCAGCCAACCCAUGGAGCAGGGAAAGGUUCCAGUCUUUGAGGGCAGAAUAGGCAGUGGCAGUGUGGAGAGGCUGAGCCGAGGCCCAGACGACAGCCGUAGGGGAGGGCCAGGGGAGCCAGAGAGACCAACCAGGUCCCGGGAAGAAAUAAGGGAGCUGGUCAACGCACCUCUCCCUGCCACAUGGAGGCGCUCCUCCCUCCCCACCGAGGACCCCUGCGGCAUGGAGGAGCUACAGCAGCAGGUGGCCAUGGAGACGCCUGUAAACCGGGUGGUUCAGACUGUUACGGGCCCUUGGAGUGGGACAACAUCUCUGCCAUUUGCCAAAUCACGCAGAGAGUCCCGCCGAUCCAGCCUCAACACCGGACCACUGAUCUCAAACAAUUCCAGAAUUGAUGUGAGGAAGAAUCCUGUUUAAAAGCACAAGGACCUCAUGGUAGAAUCAAGUUGAAAUGCAAAAGGACUUAAUGGCAGGAUCCUGUUUAAAAUGCAACAGAAUCAAGUUCAAUUCAACAUGUCAAAAUGAACUUGUUUUUUUAUCCUGUUUUCAUAUUGUUAAAAGUAUGUAUUUUUUUUUUUACCUGUAAGUAUCUGUUGUAUUCAUUCAUUCUUAUUUUUCUAUAUUUGUGGUUUUAUAAAUAAAUGUUGGAAGAAUGCUCUUCAUUUUCUAUAUCAAGCACUUUUCUUUUCCUCCGUGUAAUUCAUAUCCGUUUUUACAAUCAUAGAUGUUGUCAUCAUCGGUUAUACUCUUCACUGUUGCUAUUUUGUCAUCACUACCCAUUUCUGUAUGUGAAAUAAAAUACGAUUCUUGCUUCUGUAAUCUCUGACUGAAUAAUAUGUUGUAAAGGCGUAAUAUAAAAAAAUAUUGAAAGUU